AUGUGCUUGCAGAUGAACCUUGUGUACCAAGCAGUAAUAGAGGAGAAACUGCAAGAACUGGAAUUGUUAAUUGCUCAGAAUAAGGAGCAGCAGGAGGAACUAAUGUGGGAACUCGCUGGCCGAAAGACCCAAAGGGCUGGAACCACCAAACCCUACCCAUUAAAUCUUGCUUUGGGCCAUUUCAUGAAACCAUACUUUAAGGAUAAAGUCACUGGAGUGGGGCCUCCAGCCAAUCAAGAGAUGAGAGAAAGAAGUGCCCAUAUUGUAAAAACAUUUCAAGAACUGACCCACAGGAAUUGGAAGCCCUCAGAUACUUUGGAAAUGAGAAAAGCAAUUUUCAGUGAUAAAUUACAGAGGAUGCUGCAGCCCAAAAUUCUUAAGGUAGAAUAUCUACAGCAGAAGCAAGUUAGUGCCAAGAGCGAUAUUGAGAAGAAAAUUUUAGCAAAGCAGAUUCAAGAAGCUGAGCGUGAAAUAGACGAUAUCAACCAACUUAAAGAGGAUGUGUUGCUGGGACAGAGAACUGAUUCCCAUGAUUGGGACAAAAUAGCCAACAUCAAUUUUGAAGGAAAUCACACCCCGGACCGGCUGUGCAGAAUUUGGCAGAAUUUUGAGCACCCACACGUCAACAAAGAAGUCUGGUCAGAAGAAGAGAUCCAAAAAUUGAAGGAGAUAGCAAAGGAUCAUAACUUUGUCAACUGGGAAUCAAUUGCACAGGAAUUGGGGACCCAACGUACAGCAUUCCAGUGUCUUCAGAUGUUCCAGCGCAAUAACAAAGCCUUCAAACGGAGUGAGUUCACGAAGGAGGAAGACGAGAUAUUGACUAAUUUUGUUCAGCGAAUGAGGGUUGGGGAACACAUCCCUUACAAAAAAAUUUCUUAUUUCAUGGAGGGCCGAGACGGUUUGCAGCUCCUGUAUCGAUGGACAAAGUGCCUGGAUCCCAGUUUGAAGAAAGGCCCGUGGACUAAAGAGGAAGAUGAAAUGUUGUUAAAAGCAGUAGCUAAAUAUGGUGAGAAGGACUGGUACAAAAUGCGGCUUGAGGUUCCGGGAAGGAGUGAUGUUCAGUGCCGGGAGAGGUACGUCAAAGGGCUUCAUAAGGAUAUUAAGAAGGGUAAAUGGGACCCGGAGGAGAAGGAGAAACUUCUUGAAUUCACAGCCAAGUAUGGUGUUGGUCACUGGGCACAAGUGAGCAGGGAGGUGCCACACCGGACUUCAGCACAAUGUCUCAGCAAAUGGAAGCAAAUAACCGGCUACUUUAAGAGAAGGAGGAUGAGACUAAGACAGCUAAGACUAAAACGGCUAAAAAAAACAAUCCCACCAAAACUACGAAGACCAAAAAAGCCCCGAAAGGCAAUGAAGAUAAAAAAAGAGAUGGCAAGUGAGGAGGAGAUUAGCAGUGGUAGCAGUAGCAGUGAAAGCAGCAUCAUCAUCAGCAGCAGUGAGAGCGAGGAUGAAACCAUGGAGCUGAUGGACCAAUCCGGAGACGAAGAAAUCUCCAAUUUGCUUAGGUCUGUUUCAGAUUUGGAUUUGUGGAUCCCUAGGAAAAGGAGCCCUGGCUUGCAGGGCAAGAGUCUCCAUGUUUACUCUGCUCCUUCUCAUAACAACAAGCCUCUGAGAAUGAAAAAAAAGAAGAGCAAAGGGAGCUCUUUUCAGUUCAACACCAUUUUGAAGGGUAUUGCCUAUCCUUCAUCCACUGACACAGUUACUGAGACAGUUGAGGACUUCCUGAAAGAGGAGGAGAAGAAUGGACAUGAAAUCCUGCAGAUUCGGGAAGAAGAUAUUAACAAGAUUCUUAUGAGGAACACAAGAGAAAGUGAAAGAAAACAGAUCCAAAGAAUAAAGCAAAGGCAGAUCAAGCCCCCUCCAGAUUCAGAGGCUGAUCAGCAGAAGGACUCCAGCACAUCUUUGUCGCAGACAGCUGUGACACGUCUGUACAGAGCAUCAGUAGAUCGGAAGCUGCUCUGUGCCGUGACGCGAUGGGUAGGAAAUGUGUUUCUUCCACUCUCAACAAACUGUGGAAGGCGUUUUAGAGGAAGAACAAGGGCUGAUGAGAUGAAUAAAAAACUGAGUUGUGUGACUAUAACCAGCACUCCGAUUUUCACCCUCUUCAUUCAGUUUUUCCAGAUAGAUGCAGAAGGCUGUUUGCAGAUGAUCAGGCUGCGGAAAUUUGAAGAAUCAGAGUUUUUCAGAAGAUUCAAAAGCACUACAAUGAAAACCACCAGAAAAAUAGCAGGCUCGGCUCCCUUGUCACCAAAGAGCAUUUUGGUGCAAUCUUUUAAUGACCAGAAAUCCGAUCCUGUGAUUCCCCAAAUAACAGAAAUCACAUCACCACCCCCACAGAAAUGUCGCCAUUCCACACCCAAAAUUCCCAGAGUGAGAUCUGAUGUGCCAGCCCCUAAGCUGAAAACCGUCUCUGAAUUGCUAAGAGAAAAAAGAAUGCGAAAAAAACAAAUGUCACGAAAACUGUUCAAAGCACCACAGUAAUGUCUCGAAAUAUCCUGGUUCCACCACAAAUUAUGAUCCAACAGCCUGUGAACCCAACAGUACGACCUCAGACUAUGGUGUUGCCUGUGGCUCCAACUACUUCACAGAAUAACUCCUGGCCCAUUAGGCCCUUUUCUCCUAUGCCAGCAUGCCAGGUUGUAACAGCAAACAAUGUUUCUUCCAAUCAGAUGUCACUGGUCAGUGGUAGACCCAUUGGCAGACUAGUAGCAGACCCUACAGGAAGUGUACCAGUUCCCCAAAAUGCUAGUGCUCAAAGAACUGUUCAGAUUAGGUCAUCUGGUGUUCCACCAUCACCUCAGCCAAUGCCUCAUCAAGUUACGCUACUGCCCAGAGCAGUAUUCCCUGCACCAAGCCUCAAUGCGCUUCCUGUGACUUUUCUGGUUACUCCUCAAGGUUUGAUUUCAAUUCCAACUCAGGCUUUAUCGUGUUCUAGUUUAACCCUUCAAUCAGGGAACCAGAAGCCCAGAAGUGUAAGCACACCAUUGAAUACUGCAGCCACUGGGACUUUUGUAACUGAAUCGUCUAACAGUAGAGUCUCAAAUGCACAAUUAGAUACUUUGUGUGCUCCAGCCCAACCUUUGCCUGCCACCACUAGCUCUAAAAUACAGCAAAGCAUUGUAAUAUCUUCUUCCAUUGUUAAUUAUCCUCAAGUAUCUGGCACUCAACUGACAAUGUUUGCUCCAACAAUUGCUCCAGUUGAAGGUUCCAAGAUGCCAUCUGUUGCUUUACCUACUAUUACAAGUUCUAUAAGGCAUGAAGACGUGGCUACAACCUCUGUUAGUAGUCAUUUAGUGGUGGGAACAUGUUUGUCUACGCCAGCUUCAUUUGAGUUUUCAAAAAUGCCAUCCCAAAUGUUGCCUACCACUACAAGUUCCUUAAGACAAGAAGGUACUGACAUGAAUGCCUUAGUUAAAAGCCAACCACGGCUGACUGAUUCUUGUUUGCCCAGUCUUACGCCAUCUUCUGCGUCUAAGGUGGCAUGUCAUAUUUUGCCUCCUGUCACAAGUGCUUUAACACCAGUGGACACAACAGCAUUUUCACAGGAUGCAAGCUUUAAAAAGGAGACCAGUUCUCAUUUGCCAAUACUUGCCCCAUCCAAGUCUUCUGCAGUGCUGCCUCAGAUGUUACCUGUUGUUACAAGCUCCUUAAGACAAAGAGGUACUUCAGAGGCCUCUUCAGUUACAAGCCAACCACAGCUGGAAAGCACUUGUUUGCCAAAGUUUGCUCUUGCUCCAGGGCUUCCCGACAAAGCAAGUCAGUUUAAACUCACACCACAAAAAUAUCCUAUUGUUAAAAUCGCUAAACUUUUACCGACAAGUCUUCCCAAAGAGGAUACAGCAAAUGUGACAAGUGAUCCACAGAACAGUCCUGUACCAAACAUCACUAAUCAGACCACUAACCCUCAAAAGAAUAUUUUAGAUGUGAAACUCAUCUCAUUAGAAGAAGAGACAAGUGUGAAUAAAUGGAUUCAAGGAAAGCAAAGGGUAGAAGUAUCUAAGCAAAAAAUGGCUCUUCCUUAUUUGCCUCCUUCUAUUUGCACUCUUAAAACUUUUUCAAGACUUCUGUUAGAGAAAACAACUUUGGAAGAGAAUGCUUUUAAAUUGCUGCCCUUCUCAGACAUCACAGAGGUUAGCUCACUGCAAAUGAAAGUGACUCUCAGUGAUCUGGUGGAAGAGAGGCUUAAGGACAAUUUGGCUUACCAGCAUAUCAAGCAACGAUUCCUCUCUGCAUUUACCAUUCCUGGGUUCCUAGCUGUUCUCCCACCAACUCCUGUUAAUAUAAAGCAGGAGGACAGUGAUGAGGACAUUGAGGAUAUAUUGAAUAAUGAAAUGACAAUGGUUGAGGCUACACAUAAAGGAAAUGAUGCUGCUGCAGUAGGAGAUUUAGUGGACAGUAUAUCUGAAGAGGGUGCACCAACGCUUGCAGAACAGGAGAUAGUGUUACAUUGCAGUACUGAAAACUCAAGCAUCACUGACAACACCGAGAGGACAGUAACCCGAAGAAGUGUGUACUGCCGACCAGUAACCUGA
Messenger RNA from Staurois parvus, 4532 nucleotides. Lineage: Eukaryota; Metazoa; Chordata; Amphibia; Anura; Ranidae. The record is from the annotation of a GenBank genome assembly.